This is a messenger RNA of Nicrophorus vespilloides, 606 nucleotides long. RefSeq names its product probable cytochrome P450 4ac2. Gene Ontology annotation, molecular function: oxidoreductase activity, acting on paired donors, with incorporation or reduction of molecular oxygen; monooxygenase activity; heme binding. NCBI's taxonomy places the organism in Eukaryota, Metazoa, Arthropoda, Insecta, Coleoptera, Silphidae. The record is from RefSeq and is a predicted model, not a curated record.
ACAUGAUUUAUGGCAAUCACACGUUGACUUGUUUCCUUUCGAGCAUUCUCUACGAGCUCUCCAAGCAUGCGGAAAUCCAAGAGAGGUUAUACGAAGAGGUCUCAAGUAUUAUUGAAGAUGUUAAAUGCAUUUCAAAAGAUAGCAAUUCCAUGGAAUAUUUGGAAUGCGUGGUUAAGGAAGGUCUUCGUUUAUACAGCCCAGCUACUUAUAUAGAACGCAAGUUGGAUUAUGACAUUGAAGUUGAUAAUUCCAUUAUUCCAAAAAGCACGAACAUCAACAUUUUCAUCUUCCAGUUGCAUCGCUCCGAACAGGUGUACAAAAACCCACUGAAAUUUGAUCCUGAAAGAUUUUCAGCUGCAAACAGCGAAGGACGAGAUCCUUUGGCUUUCAUUCCGUUCAGUUUUGGUAUUAGAAAUACGCGAUGUUCCAAAUGAAGUGUCUCCUCGCAAAAAUCGUCUACAAUUACAGAAUGCAGCCAAUAUCGCAAGACUUUGAGCCGAAAUUGUACAGCGACGGAAUCUUGAAAUCCAUGAAUGGUUUCCCAGUUAAUCUUACAAAAAGAUGAUACGUUAAAUCAAUUUUUUUUAAGUGUAAAUCAUAACUAAA